CAUGGACAAGAACACUUUUUUUGGUACAUCGUCGUCAUUGACGACAUCUCAUGUUCCUCUUAUCCCCAUUAUUUCUGACAAACACCUUUCUCUGCUGCUUCCAAUAAUUAUUUAUUGGGUAUAUUCCGGAAUGUAUCAUCUAAUCUCGAUAUACCGAGUUCCUUUUUUUGAAAAAUAUCGAAUUCAUAGUCCAGUGGAGAUUGAAGCCAAAAAUAAGGUUUCUAUUUCAGAAGUUAUUAAAGGCGUUAUUGUGCAACAAUUUUUGCAGACUGUACUGGGUUUUAUAGUAGUAGCUACUGAAGAAGAGCAAGCAUUACCUGAUGAUAACGCAGAGAUUCUGGUUCUUGGCCAAACUUUAGAAACUUUUACGACGAAAGCUGCCCUUUACAAUCAUCCAAUAGAAGGUUUCUUGUUUGAUUCUCUCGGCGCUGCUCUUGCGUUUACAUUAUCAGGAUUGUCAGUUAAAGGCGCAAUUGUUUUCUUCACAUUUUCAACUUUCAAGACUGUUGAUGACCAUUCUGGUUAUGAUAUACCAUUCAAUCCUAUACAAAGAAUAUUUGGGAAUAAUGCUAUCUAUCACGAUGUUCAUCAUCAGACAUUUGGAUUAAAGAAAAACUUUUCACAACCAUUUUUUACCUUCUGGGAUCGUAUGCUGGGAACUUAUUUGCCUUAUAAUGAAGUACCAAAAAUUCUGAAAGAGUCGUCUAGAGGUAUUUCCGAUGAUGAUCUCCAAGCCUUAAAUAAGUCCGAAACUACGGAAUCCAGAACCUCAUCUAAAAGAUACAAUUUGAGAUCGAGAAAAAAUCUUUCUUGA
Cetraspora pellucida is the source of this 814-nucleotide messenger RNA. NCBI's taxonomy places the organism in Eukaryota, Fungi, Glomeromycota, Glomeromycetes, Diversisporales, Gigasporaceae. The record is from the annotation of a GenBank genome assembly.